UUACGAACAGUUUCAUCGUUCCGCAAGCGAGCAAGACAGUCAAGUUAACCCUGCCACGUAAAUGCGGAUCAAUAAACAAAUCGUAGGUGCCCGCAAAGACAAAUAUAUAACCAUUUAACGCCAAAUUGUCGAACUUAUUGUGAUAUUAAGUAUUCUGUUUCGUUUGUGUGAUAAUUCAUCCAAUUUUUACCUGUGAAAAUAAUCUCUGGCUGGCCAGACUGAUAUGGAGCACUAAUGACAAUGCGCGCCCCCGCCCUUUCCGAGCCGAAAUCUACAUUUCCUACCUACAAAGUGCCUCAAUUGUCAGCCAUGAGGGGCCGCGCACCCCCAGUACAAGUCGCUCGGGCAGCUUGGGGGGUACGAGCCAACCCUCCAAGCCCACCCUUUGUCGCCUAUCCGUUAGGUGACCUAUCUGUGAUACCUGGCUCAAGUUGCUGCCCCUCUGUAGGCUGCAACUCUAAUAUAAGGAUGCAAUCUGUGACCGAAAACUGUCUUCUGAAUUCUGUUACCGUACCAAAAAUACAACGUAUUGACCUAAAAUUGGUCGCCCACAAUAAUAGCUCUAAGUUAGAUGAUAAGUUUGGUGCUUUCGGACAAGACAUUCCCAACCAAAAGUCUGAUGACCUCGAAGUUUUUGACCUCUAUAACCUAAUGAAAGACCUCAAUGAGAGCUGCGAUAACAACGACAACUCUUGCAAUGCAUUACCUGAUGAUCUACAGCGUUCCGACGCUUUAUUUCACCGCACAAAUGAUUUUGGAUCAUUGAUCUACUCCAGCCCCCUACGGCUAAGAGGAGGGGGAGAAAGCUCUGGUACUUCAAGCUGGGGAUCUGCUAAUACUCAGCCGGCUGGUAAUAAUAACGCUAACAAUUCGAGUGGCUGGGGUACAGCCAAUCCUGCAAACCAAAACAACGCGGGCACUCAACAAUGGAACACGAAUUCCAAUCGGCCACCGGCCUCCAAUCAGGGACCUACAUCACAAGACGCUAACAAGACCAACUCCAAUAUUACUGCUGGCGGGCCACAGCCUCCUACGUCUCAGUCAAACAAUACCGGAUGGGGACAACCCGGGUCCAAGUCUCAAAACGCAAACAAUUUGCCGACUGCUAGCGUUGCGAACAAUCCGUCUCAACACAACAGCAACCCUAUGGCUACCACGAACUCGACAACAAAGCAGCAGUUGGAGCAGCUCAGCAACAUGCGGGAGGCUAUCUUCAGUCAAGAUGGCUGGGGCGGGCAACACGUGAACCAAGACACAAACUGGGACAUCCCCGGAAGCCCCGAACCACCCAACAAGAUAGACGGUUCGGGCAACUUGCCAUGGAAACCAUCGGUUAACAACGGCACAGAAUUGUGGGAGGCUAAUCUUCGCAACGGUGGACAGCCUCCGCCGCAACCGCAGCAGAAGGCUCCUUGGGGCCAUACCCCAUCGACCAAUAUCGGCGGUACCUGGGGUGAGGACGAUGAGACUGACAGCUCCAACGUUUGGACGGGAGUGCCAUCUACCCAACAGCAAUGGGGAGGGAACAACUCCGCCAAUGGGGCUGCUAUGUGGGGCGGGCCCAAGAAGCAAACAAUAAACGAUCGCCAAACGACCAUUUUCAAGAAAAGGAUCGAUACGAAUUCAACGGAAAACGAAUGGGGUACCGUUGGGAAUGCUACCGGCGGCUGGGGUGCUGAUCCGAGAGCUCCUGACCCUCGUUCUACAGGUCUGGAUCCAAGGGAUAUGCGGCCGGAUCUCAGAGAUAUACGAACAAGCGCCAACGAUUCCAUGAGGAUCGUAGAUCCAAGGGAACAGCUUAGGAUUCCGGGAAAUGACAUGAGAGGAGAUCCUAGAGGAAUCACUGGUCGAUUGAACGGUGCCGGCACUGAGGCCUUUUGGAAUCAGGCUGCACCUCAUUCGGGUGCUCAGCACAUGCAUCACCAGAACAAAAUUGGACCAGGGUCGACAGCUGGAUGGGAAGAGCCUUCGCCGCCAUCCCAAAGGCGUAACAUGCCCAACUACGAUGAUGGCACAUCUCUGUGGGGCAACCCGCAGCAAGGUUCUCAUUGGAAAGAUAUGCCAACAGGCGCUGCUAUGGGUCGCGGAGGCGUGACCGGACCACCCGGCAUGGCGCAGCCUAGGAUCUCGCUACCGAUGAGGAACGGCGGCUCUUGGGACGAUGGUAGUAAAUGGGACGAUCAUCCCAAGUGGCAGAAGCCUAAGAUGCCGGUCGGUGCCGGUCCCCUGUGGGACAACGAACCGGAUUGGGGUCACAAGAUCGGCGGGCCUAACCAGCAGCAGUUCACCAAGGAAAUGGUUUGGAAUUCCAAGCAAUUUCGUUGCCUGGUGGACAUGGGCUUUAAGAAGGAGGACGUUGAAAACGCUUUAAGACUUCGUGAUAUGAACUUCGACGAAGCUCUAGAUUUUUUGAGCCCUCUACGUAAACAGGAGGCUUGGCGACGGGCCGAUGAUGACCAUUUCGAUCAUCAGCAAUUCCCAGGCCAGGGCAGAUUCACGUCAGGACCACCAGGACAAAUGUCCUUUCCUCCUGGGAACAAUUCUUCGAAUAUGCUCAACAACAUGAACACUUCGGGCGGUGCGAACAAUAGCUUAAUUAACAAUAUAUCACCUGCUGUAGUACAAAAAAUGCUUACGCAAGGCGCCGGCGGUCAGGUGUUCGCUGGUGGUAACGGAUCUGGGAGAGGAAACAUACCGCACCAACAACAACCGUCUACCCAGCAACUACGAAUGCUGGUACAGCAGAUUCAGAUGGCCGUACAGGCUGGAUACCUCAACCACCAGAUCUUGAACCAACCUCUCGCACCUCAAACGUUGGUUUUGUUGAAUCAGUUAUUGCAGCAAAUCAAGGCCCUUCAGCAGUUGUCCAAUCAGCAACAGCUCGCCACGCAAUCCUGCAUGAACGGAAAACAGAGCAACAACGCCACCAUUUUGCAAUGCUCUGUGCUUAUCACGAAGACGAAGCAACAGAUCUCGAACUUACAGAACCAGAUAGCUGCGCAACAGGCCAUUUAUGUUAAGCAGCAACAUCAGAGUUUGACCGGAGGGCCCAACGAUUUCUUGAAGAACACCUCGAUGCACGAUUCUAUCAAUUCUAUCCAAACCAAUUUCGCUGACCUUGGAAUAAAGGAUCCGCAACUCUCGCAACAGCAAUCAAGACUGAACCAGUGGAUUAAACCAGAAAAAGAAGAAGGGGGAGAAUUUAGUCGCGCCCCCGGAUCUUCAUUGGCCACUUCUCCAAACAUGAAUCCCUUGGGACUCACCCAACCCGAUGGUGCCAGAAUAUUGAAUGAAUAUUCUUCCAGACCUUGGUCCAGCGGACGAUCCGGCGACACCGGAUGGCCGGACCCGACCGUCGGUGACGUUUCCAACGAUAAAGAGCCGCAAUGGCCCACGACUGCCCAGCCUUCCUUAACUGAUCUUGUACCUGAAUUCGAGCCCGGAAAGCCCUGGAAGGGCACACAAAUCAAAUCAAUCGAAGAUGACCCCAGUAUUACUCCUGGAUCGGUGGUGCGUUCGCCGUUGUCGAUAGCUACAAUCAAGGACAAUGAAUUGUUCAGUAUGAAUCCCAGCAAGAGUCCGCCAACCGGCGACAUUGGAACGUUGAGCUCUUCUACGUGGAGUUUCAAUCCUCCAUCAUCAACUACCAGUGCGUUUACUAGUCCGCAGAGCAAGAUAGGAAACAAAGGACUGGAGAACACCACAACUGCCGUCACAUCAGAAUUGUGGGGUGCUCCUAAAUCAAGAGGACCACCUCCUGGUCUCUCCACUAAAUCAGGAUCUUUAGUGAACGGAUGGUCUAACACCAUUGGCAGUUCGGCCCCUUGGGGCACGAACCAGCAGAGAUCAUCCAAUUGGAUGGCCGCCACCUCCCAGUGGCUCCUACUACGCAAUCUCACUGCCCAGAUUGACGGCUCUACAUUGCGGACCUUGUGUAUGCAACAUGGGCCCUUAUUGAGUUUCCACUUGCAUUUACAUCAAGGUUUUGCGCUUGCCAAAUACUCAUCUCGUGAAGAAGCGACUAAAGCCCAAACAGCUCUGAAUAAUUGUGUGUUGGGUAAUACCACGAUUCUGGCGGAGAAUCCGACAGACUGGGACGCGAACACGCUUCUUCAAACUGUUGCUAGUCAGGGAGGCUCCUCUGGGGGAUGGAGGGCCAACAAUAAACAGCCUGGUUCAGGUGGUGAUACUUGGAGUUCUGGCUGGAGUAAUAACAAUCCUUCCGCAAACCUGUGGGGCACUUCUGGCUUAGAUGUGUCUGAUGCCGCUAGAGCAACUCCCUCUAGUUUAAAUUCUUUCCUUCCGGGAGACCUCUUGGGGGGUGAGUCGAUUUAAGACAGAAGUACGAACUUGAAUUUUCGUCAAUGACAUUAAACAUUCGAACGAGUGUCGAUCUUUACACAUUUUCUACACGUUUUAUUAUAAUGAUUUUAAUGUUUUAUAUAAGGAAAACAUAUAAAUGUCCUACUAGAUGAAACUGAUAUUUAUUGUAUUAUUAUUUAACAAUUCUUUUAUUGUUAUUCUUAAAUGUAAUAUUUAAUUUUUAUGGUGAUUUGAUAAUUGUUUUUUUUUAAGGAUAUUAUGUUUAUUUUAAGUUUGUGGUUUCGCUGAUAUAUACACUAUUGAUUUCCUAAAAAGACAUGGCACUUUUACAGUUCAGUCAAAUCCUGCAAUAUAAUCUGGAAUUGAUUACUCCACAAAUUGUAUAAAUGUGUUUUUUGUGGACUAAGUCAUACUGGUACAAAUAUUGAGAAUUAUACCGUACUUCCCAUCUAUACUCAGUGGUAUUUCUCCGUCUAAAAAAGUAAAAGUGUGGUGUCCUUAAAAAUUGUUGAGGAAUAAUAAUUAUUCCGUUUUGACUAGUUAUCCUUUGCUGAUCUAAUAAUUAUAUCAACCGAAAUGUGUAUAUGUUUGUGCAGCGGCAGUUUUUCAAAAGAUUUAUUAACAAAGUAUUAGGAAUGCAACUUAACUCGAUAUUUGCGACUUAAUAUUCCAUUAGUAAAGUGACUGACACAGAAAUUAAAAACCGAAGUGUUUUCGUUUUCCAUUGGCGCUCAAGUUGAAACGCACUUAAGGGUGACAUUGAAACUAAUUUUUAACUAGUCCCUUAUGAAACAAGAAUUAUAUUUUUACGUGCACGAAGAAAAAGUAAUAUAUAUUUGUGUAAUAUAUAUAAAAAAUAUAUAUACUAGUGGUGACGUUUAUAUUUUAUGACAAAAAUAAUUCUGUACUGUUGUAUGUUUUUGACGAACGUUUCAGCGUAUUUAGAUAUUUUCUUAUAUCGUAUAUUAUCCGUUGUUUUAAUAAUUUAAUGUCGUACCUUAGUUGAACGUAUGUGUUUGUUUUCUUGGUGUGGUUGGCCUCUCUUUGCACAAUGCUACACGUACCCCCCAAACAAAAUGAUGCUGUACCCAUUGUCGUCCGGAUUUUUCCAAAUCUCAAUUUUGCAAAAAGGAUGCCACUUAACGUACAUUCCAUAAUUUAAGACAUUUGGUCAGUCGAACAAGGAGCUCCAGACUUAUUGCAUUUCACCGACUCCAUCUCGAAAUUAAAGCCCACACGAAUUUUCCGAUAGACUAGCGGGGACAAUGCGUACAGACGUUGGAUCGUUCACCCCUUUUUUACCGGGCGUCAGUUUGUGCAAAGACUGUGAUUAAAUUGUUAACCCCACAAAUCCUGUGAUCUCUAAUUCCUUAUAUCAAAAAAAUACACAUACAAAGUAAUUCGUGUAACACAUUGUUGAAAGGAAACAAAAAUCAAUAAAUCACUACAUAAUUGAACUGUAAGCCCCCGAUCUGGGCUCUGUUAGCUGGUAUUAUAACACCACACAAUCAGUUCUUAGACUGCACGCUAUAAGUAUUCUUAAAUAAAUUAGUAAUAAACACAAUAUGAAAUAGCUAAUAAUAUAUAUCGUUCUAACUAGAGUUUAUAUAUAUAUGAUACUAUAUAUAUAUAUAUCUAUUAAUUAGUGUAUUUCAUGUACUGUAUGUAUGUUAGCCAUAGACAAGGGUAUAUAUAUAUAUAUUUAUAUUAGUCCAUUUACUGUGAUUUUGUCGCCCUUCUCAUGAGAGACGGGAUCAACUGCUCUGUGCUCUGGUCGGGAUACAUCAAACAAUCACAAGUGUUAUCGUGGUGUUCAAGAUAUGUCGACACAUCUGUAGCUAACUGUAUGUGUGUUUGUAUGAAUGUGUGCGAGCACUUAGGUGCCUACAUACAGGUAUGAAAGAUAAGAACUACAAUACUAAUCCCUGUGUUAACGAUACAUUUUCCAUUGUAACUUGAGAAUCCCUAUUUGUUCCAGCUGUACAUGGUGUCCAAAAUUCGGUGCCCAGCUAGGGGGAUCUCCGCAACUGGAAGUGGUAGAACCGAAUAGAUUCUCUUUUGCAGGGGAACUAAGAACGGUGAAAGAUUUUGACGAUUUCGUAAAGUUCAAAUAAUUCUUUUGUCUGGGAAAUGUGAAACUUGAACGCUCCACAGGCAGUAACUAUUAUACUUUUGAAAUCUGCGUCUAACUGCCUGUGAAAUAUUCAAAAAACUUAUUUGAACCUUCCGAAACUGUCAGAAUCACAGUUUCCACCAAUAUCUCAAAAACGAAGUCACGUAGGAGGCAGUUUUAAUUUUUUUCACUGUUCUUUGUUUCUCUAAAAAAGAGCUCGGAAACGUGCCAUCUGUUUUGUUCUAGCUACUCUGGUUUCAGAGAUCCCCUUGCCGGACGACGAAUUUGGGGCCACCCUGUGCACACAUUCGUUUUCGAAUAUUACGAUGUAACCGAUUAAUCAUUGUCCCUAACCGAUCGGAAAUUGUAAAACUUUUUGGAAAUUCCUCAAUAUCUUCGAUACAUGAUGUGUUCUUUUUUGGUCAGUCGUUAUGUUGGACUUGCUGACUUUUUUUGUUGAUCUCAUUAGUGUUGGCGCAUCUGGACUCCGCGCGGGUCAUCAUAAUUAUCAAACAAUGCUAAUGAUUAAUUUUUCAAGUUUCGUGAGAAUACAAUUCAAAGAAUGAAGACUGAUACAGACCUUUCAUUUAAGCAUUCGAAUAAUGACAAAUUCUUUGGUUGCAAUUGAAAUUGUACAUAGUUCAACGGAUUACAGGUUCAAUGCAUUAACUAACAUAUGUUUUUUAUGUACACAACUGUGCUGUGACUCUUAAGUGGCUUUUUAAUUUUUAAUAUAUUGUAAAAAUAAAAAAAACGAAAAAAAAAAUUUGAAAAGCUUUGGUUAGCUUUCAACGUUUCGAGGUAUCCGUCAGUUCUUCUGAAUGUUAACAUUUAACUAUCAUAUCCUUUGCGAAAUCGAUUAUUGAAAAUUGAUUCAAUCAUUAUCAUUGUAAUAAUAACGAAUUGUUUCACGGGAACUGGCGGAUAUUUCGAAAUUUAAGAAAUGGUGCAAAAAUCUGGGCCAUUCGACGGGGGGUGAAUUAUGAAAUUCUGCUUUAAUUUGAACAUUUUCGAGAGACGCUUUUGUUUAACCUCACGAAUAGGCCCAUUAAUUGUAAGUUCCAAUAGAAUUUCUAAAUCUAGUAUCUUAUUGCCAAUAUAGUAUAAUAAUUGUAUUUAGAGUUUAGGUUUUAUGAUAUUACAUAGUAAUUAAGAGUUUGGUAGUAGGGUUUUUUCUUGUUGUGUAUACUAAUAUGACAACCCAAAGUCUGAAUGUUUUGGCUGUAGUCCACUUUAGCACUACCCAAAAGCAUUUUUGCGGAAUCCCAUUUCGAUUGAAACGGCUCGUUCACAGUAGAAAAGCCGUAUUAAACUCGUGCCAUUCUGUUAUUUAAAUAUUUGGAAAGACGUUAAAGCCGUACUGGAAAAUAUUGCCUGAUUUUAUUUAUUGUGAAAGAGUUAAAAUGUGAUUCAGAUUUAUCUUUCAAUUCCCGAAUAUUAACCUGAACUUCACAAUCUUCAAAUCAAAUGAUCAAACUAGUCAAUAACAUUUAGGGACCAACUGAAAGACUUCUGUGAAAUUCGUUAUAAGGCAAUAGACGUUGAGUUGAUUGGAUGACUUUCGAUUUUUAUUGUUAUCAAGAUUUGGAUUUGAAUUUAGGGCAUUUCUGAUUUAAGUCAAAAGCAUAUCAUCUUAUUUAAUACUAAGGCGAAUGGAAGGAUUUGGGACGUUUUGGAUAGUUCGUAAAAUGUUCUACAGCAUCAAUGAAACGAUUUGAGUCUUUCGACGUUCAAGCACUUCUGCCUAGGUGCCCAGCCAAAUUUCAUACUCGUAAUUGUCUCGAAUGACUGCUAUAUCCAGCAAUCCUUUGCUAUUUCAUGUACGAAUGGAUGACCAUUGAAUUUCCAUUCAAUUUGAAGUGCUGUGUUGAAUGAGAGAAAAGUUGACGUUAUUUAGUGAGCAAUCAAAAAUACUCCGGAAAUAAUUUAUUCGUUUUUUCGUAGCCAAAAAAAUUAUUUAGUUAUACAGAGUGCAUCAAAUAACUUGCCCUAUUAGCCGUUCCAAGAUAAAAAUAUUCUUCUAAUAAGUGGAUAAUGAAGUAUUUGCUAUGUCGAAUGACCGAUUCUAACAUAACAUCCCUAAUACGCUAUGUUAUUUGGAGCACCCUGUAUACUGCUUCAGUGAAAAUGUGAUCUUAUUUUAAAAGGUGAUGUUGAGUGGUAAAUGCACAACUCCAACUGAUUCCAUCUGUUCAAAUUAUUCUGAAUGUAACAAAAUAUUUUGAAACUUGUAGUGUUUAAUAUUAUCCAAAAAAAUAAAAAAAAGUUCGUUUGGGUCGUCUUCGAGAUUGCAAACAUAUUUGUGGAUGAUCUGGUGUUCAGAAAGGCCAUGUCGAUGACUUGGUUUGUUGAAUGUACUUAAUUGAGAAUGCAGUGAUUCAAAGCAAUUUUCACCAUAUAAACAUGAAAGUAACCUGAUAUUUUGCAAUAUGAAAAUGGCAACGAAUGAAAGUAUAUUUAUGUAAAAUUCGAGUGUUUUUCAUAUAUACAUAUAUCGUUCUUCAAUGCAAAAAAGGAAAUACUCAACUUUUAAUCCCCAGUCAUUUGCAAAUUAGAUAUGAGCUAAAUAUGUAUACAGGGUAUCGAAUCUUCUUUUGUUUUUAAUAUCAUUCCGAAAUUCAGAAGCACCUUUACUUUUAAUACAACAUUUCUAAGUACCUACCCAAAUUGUACAAAUCGUUUGUGAUUCCAAUAAAAUACUUUCCAUGACACAAAAUUUCAUCGUGUUUCUUUGUCAUAACAUUGUAUAGUUAAUCAAAAAUGGGAAUGUUUCUGAACCAAAUUGUAAUCUUGUGAACAGAUGUGCUUCGUAUAAAAGCCGCCUGUGUAUGGUAUUUAGGUUAAAAGUAUUUGUGAUCAAAGUGCCACUUGUGUUUCAAGUAUAUAUAAUGUCGCCACUGAAUGUAUAUAUUAUUAUAAGAAGAGUAUAAUAAAUAACAAUAUAUUUGAAUUAUGAACUGGCAUAACUGCCAUGACUAGAGAAAUUGGUGUUCGGUAGUAUUUAAAUAUAUUAGAUCUGGAAAAUUACAUAUUUGAAUGAUUUAGUAUAAGGAAAACUGAAAAAUACUUCGAACAUAUUGGAAUAUUUUGGAAAUAAAACAUCUGAUGUUUAUUAUAUCGCAUCAGUUGUAUGAAAUAUCAUGUACAAAAACAGUUGAAAUUGUUCACCUUAUGUGUCAUUCAGAUAAGGUAUCAUUGCACAGGGAGUUUCAAAUGAAAAAGAAUGAAUAGCACCUAGUUGAAAAUUGAUACUAAAAUACAAAACUCUUAAUAACAGAGGUCAGAAAAAUUGUUGUAAAUAAAUGCUUUUAUAGCACAUAUAUGAAUUUAUUCAUAUAUAUCAUUCCCUAGAGAUUGUUUUGAAUUAAACCUUGUGCAUUGAUUGACAGUAAUUUUUUUCUACCGAAGAUCAUCGAGGUUCUACCUGAAAUUAAUGUGAUUGUUCUUGGAAGAAUUGGCAAUAAGUAAGAAUUCGAUUCUAACAAAGCCUUUGAUGAAUUCAAUUAAGCCCAAGCCUUUUGGAAUAAUGCAGUAGAGAUGACAUUAGGAAUGGCCAGUAUCAUCUUGUCCCAUAUGCUGUCAUAUUCAAGGUCAAAAUUGAAUAUUCCUGUUCCUUGUCACCUUUGGGUGAAAAGUUUGCAGUGUUCAGAAAAAGAUGAUACCAAAAUAUGUGCCUAUUUAGACGAUAUUGUAAUAACAAUAAAAAAUUCAUUUCAUGUGACCUGUCGGGGUCUGGAAACUUCUGAAAGUGACUAUCGUCAAUUGUAGUUUCUUUUACAACAACUGAAUAUGUGAAUUGUUUGAUCGCAUAAUGGAUAUUUCUUAUUUUUUGGAAAAUUUAAUGCGCUCAAAUAAUUCCGCUUGAUAAUCGUUAACCAAUUAGACUCAAGUUGUAGAAAGUUCUGAUUUCAUUUGUGAGUUGGUUGAAAAAUAUCAAUUUGUGGGUUUAUGGGUUGAAAUUAUUAUAAAGAUAAGACUUAGAUGUAAUACUUAAUUAGGCAGCAUUUCAGUCAUGGUUAUGACUUGAAAAAAUCAUACCACAAUGUGCAAUACUAUUUUCCUCUCAAGUAUUAAUACUAGGCUUUUGUUUUCUCGUUAUCCACAAAUUUUCUGCUUUUAUGAUCAACUUAUUUCCCUGAAGUAGGCUUACAGUUUCUUGCCAUCUUAUUCUGAUUAUAUACCAAAGAUAUGAAGUGUCAUAUUUCCAGUUUUCCCAGUACCUCUCAAAAGUAUCUUCCAAAGGGUUGUGAUAUUUUUUAUCCUUUUACCCUAGAACAAAUUGAAAGAAGUAGAAUUGUCAGAAAUUUUCAUUAAAAAUGAUCACAUUCUAAAACUCUGCCAAAGAAGUUCCAGUGAAAUUUUUGAUAGGAUCUGGGACAAUUCUGUAACCUAUUAGUUAUAUUCAAAAUUUUUUUAACUAGGGUUCUUUACGUUAUGCACAACCGAAGUGCCUAUUAGCCUGCAAUUGUAAUCUCUGGGCCUGACUCUUAGAGGGAAAAAUUAAGAUAGUAUAGCGAAUAUUAAUGUUUAAGAUCCAUUGUACAAUGAAGAACAGAUAAAAAUAGGUCGUACCUUUUGAACUGAAGAAGUAUAUGAUAAGAUGUUUUUUUGAUUGUUUGAAAAUUUAUCGACAUCUCUAGAUAGAGAAUCCUGCAAAAACUUCCAAAGAGAGUUACACUGACAAUAGAAUUCAAAAACUUAUGUAUCGAUUAUUCAUAAUAACUCCAUUAACACAAAAAGUUUGACUGUGAAAAACUCAAAUUGAUUUCCAGUAUGAUGUAACCUCUUUGAGAAUGAUAUGUUGCCAUUGUGAAAAUUAUCCUUGGAAAAAUUAUAUCCUGUAUCAUCUGUACACCAAAAUCGCCAAUCAUAUUCUUAAUUUUCUCAAAAAUUUAUCGAUUAACGAUUAGAAAACUGAACUGUUUUGGGUAAUAUUCACAAUUACCAUGGGCACGAAUGCAAAUAGCUUUUGGGCUGGUUUGCUUGGUUGUGGAGCGAAUUUUCAGUAGAGAUAUCGAGUGUUAUUUAGAUGAUCUCAUUGUGGAGAUUAAAAAAGCUAGCUGGAACUGCCAACUGUAAAAAGAUAGAAGAAAUUUUGUAUGUCAUAAAUAUUUGAAGAGUAACAAGUAGGUUAAAAAUUGUUAAAAUUGCAAUAUGUUGGAGCCAAUAAUUCAUUAGGAGUUGAUAGUUACAGUCGAGAAGAAGGCUUGAAAUAUGUGUUAAGUUAAGAAGGUAUUUGUUAGAUAUGAAUAGGCCCUCUUUAUCUCAGGAUUGAAAUAUUAUCAGUGUGUGUAGGAUUAAGCUGAAAAACAUUCCUCUUCAAUUUUAAAUUUACGAGUUUUCUUCUUUAUUCAAAAUUUAUGAACAACCAAUAAUUUCGAUGUUAACCAUCUAGUAAAUAAUGAAAUGGUAAGAUAUUGGGAAUUAGUUUGUAGGUUCUGCCUCACCAUGGCCUGAAAGACUGUAGUAACGCCCAGUGACUGAUUGAAAAUAGAUCAAUUGUCAAUUUGAAACAUUUCCAAUAUUCACUCAAUUUUCAAAAAGUUUUUUUUUUAUCAUGAGUACUUAUCUUUUUCCACGUCUUUUUUCCAAAUUUCACCUCCUUAUAUUCUCAUUUAUUAUCUUUCACGUAUUGUUUUGUGUUAAAUUUGUUUUUAUUCAAAAAUGUUGAAAAUUUCGAGGUUCAGACCAAAAAGACAUUCGUUUUCAUUAAAUUACUGUGCCAAAUUUAUGUUCAAAACUUUUGCUCACAACGGUUUAUUGGAUCUAAGAUCUGUUGAGCCGUUUACGCUUAUCUGCUGUGUAUAUUAACCUUAUAAUGCAAUAUAUUUGUAUAUAUUGGCUACAAAAUGUACAACUGUUAUUAUUUCAUAGUAUAUUAUAAUAUCUAUUCACAUUAAUUAGGCUAAGUGUUAAUUGUUAAGAAAAAUUCAACCCUACUCACAAUAUAAAUCAGAGCUCAUGUUCCAAGAUUGAUUGGUUCUCAUUUACUUUAUCUAAUCAUUGUAAUCUUCAACUUAAUUAUAUUUUUAGUUUAAGUCGUUGAAAAAUUCUAAGUCAAAAUUAAGUAGGUACUGCUUAAAUGGUUUCGUGUUAUGUUCCUUCAAUUUGUUAUAAAGUAAUAUGUCUGUCAAAAAAUUUAAACUGAAGUAUUUACUGAUUUCCCAAGUACUUGUACUGAAUUCAACGAAAAGGGCUUCCCAUAUUAACUGUACAAAUAGUUAACUGAAUUUAUCCAUGAUUAGUAUUUACUUCAGGAAUUUUUAUUGUUUAUAUUUUUCUUCGUUUUAUUGUUUUCCCAGUCUAUUUGUUUCAAGUUUUGUGUGAUAAAUUUCUUUGUGAUAAGGUAUGUUGCAAGUUGUCAAUAACAACAUUAUUUUGUAAUUUUCCACUUUUGUAUGUUAAGUAGAACUUUGAAACAUCACGAUAGUACCCUCUGGCUGGAAAUAAUGUUUGAUGUUGGUACUGAAAGAUUUAUUUUCAUCUGUUUUUCUUAGGAGAAAAUAGUUUGAAUUUCGAUAAGCAUGAGACCAGGUGAAUGAACAACUGAUUUUUACAAUCAAAUUAUCCUUUAUCCAGAAGUAAUCUAGAUAUGCUUUCGAUUAUGUUGUGUUCAAAAACUUUCAAAUGGAAAUCUCUCCGCCAAUAUGAAGAGAAAUGGCCUUCAUAUAACUUUUUCAGCCAUAUACCAAAAAAAAUUAUUUUUUUCCUAACGAAUGGCCUAACACGAUCCCUCCUUAAGUCUAGUCCAAUAAUAAUGAAACCAAUAUUCCAGUAGUUGAAUGAGUAGCAGAGAUAUAGAGCAGAAACAGUUUGUUGAUUGACGAUACUGAAGAAAUUUGGGCAACUAGAGUUGUUAUAUCUGAAUAUUUUUUGUGGAUAAUUGGUAUACAGUUAAACUACUGUUGUAUAAUUUUAAUAUGGCAUGAUUCAAAUCCUAGUUCCUGUUUAAUAUAUUUUUAAUGAAAAAAUGUUUUAUUUGAAGUAAUUGAACCUUCUAUGGUUGUGUUUAUUCAGUAAAAUUAAAAAAAAAUGAAGUACUGGAAUGAUGUAUUAAUCAUGGUUUCCUGUUGAAGUAAAUGUGAUAAAAAGACAAUUCGUAAAUCAGAAUAUCUUGUAAUAUCACCACCAAUCAUCUAGUGAAAAUCUUAAAUGAUAUCAUGAGUAUAUUUAUCAGCUUAGACAUAUUGUAGAUGUUUGUGAUGGAUUUAUCUUUCAUUAUUUGGGUCAAAUAUGCUCACAGAACUACCUUUAUAGAUCUAAUGAAUAAAAUAUAAGCUUGAAUCUCAAUAUUCAUCUGUAAUUCCUUGUUUGCUAUUGGAAGGUAAACUCAGGGACCAGGCCAAAUGUCACGGUGAUAUCAAAUGAAUUUUAGAUGAAGUAACGAAAAAUCAAAUAUUCAAUCUACUGCAGAAAUUCAAUUCUUACCCAAAUGAAUAAAUAAUGGACUUCAGUAAGCUUAACAAUAAUAUGAUAAUCACUGUCAUUAUUUUCAACAAUUUACCUUACUGUACUGCUAAACUGAGAAAUAAUUUCAAGCUGACGUUGAAAAAUGCCUAUUCAAUUUAUGCUUCUUCGCAGUACAGUUUGGCACCUAGGAAUAAGUCGACUUAUUUAAGUGCUUUUAAAGAGCUGUCAGAUUGUUCGAUGCUCUAUACUUGUAACCCUUUGACCAGUAUGCAUUCAGUAAUAAAGGUUGUCUUAAAUGUAAA
Messenger RNA from Coccinella septempunctata (seven-spotted ladybird), 14148 nucleotides. It is a transcript of the gene gw, whose product is annotated as protein Gawky. The record is from RefSeq and is a predicted model, not a curated record. Gene Ontology annotation, cellular component: nucleoplasm; P-body. Gene Ontology annotation, molecular function: protein binding; RNA binding. The coding region runs from base 235 to 4335 and encodes 1366 amino acids. Gene Ontology annotation, biological process: miRNA-mediated gene silencing by inhibition of translation; positive regulation of nuclear-transcribed mRNA poly(A) tail shortening. The transcript has 19 exons. NCBI's taxonomy places the organism in Eukaryota, Metazoa, Arthropoda, Insecta, Coleoptera, Coccinellidae.